AUGGAGGAGGAAAUCAUGCGGGCCUUGAAUGAUGUUGUAUCGCGUCGCAAAGUGCGCUACAACGGAGCAAGCUAUUUAUGUUUCACUCCUUUCAUAUUGCGCGUGGGCAAUCUCGGUGCGCGCAUCCAGACCCUGAACCUGGGAUCCUAUAAUUACCUGGGUUUUGCUCAGUUCAAGGGGACAUGCGCGGAUCAGGUCGAAGCGACGAUUCGCCCGUAUGGCGUCAGCGCAGGCGGCGCCCGGGCUGAUAUCGGGGGUCUGGAUCUCCACAUCGAGGUCGAGCAGCUGGUGGCCGGGUUCGUGCGCAAGGAAGCGUCCAUCGCCCUGGAGGAGAGGUUGCGGGAGGCUAUCUCACAGGGACAGCCCGCCACCACGACCGAUCCCGGCAGCAGUGGUGGCUAUCGUCCCUGGAGGAAGAUUCUGGUCGUGGUCGACCUAAAGGGAACCUUCUGCAACCUUCCAGACAUCACGGCGUUGAAGCGGGGGUACACAUUCCACCUGGAGGUAGACAUCCUAAUGGGAAAUUUGACAAAAUCAUUUGGCGCCAUCGGAGGAUAUAUCGCAGCGGAUGGAGAGACCGUGCGCAAGCUCCGCGCUGUGAAUGCGGGCGUGCUGUACAGUGAAGCCAUAGCCCCAGCUCUGUUGGCGCAGAUCUCCGCUUCGUUUCGGAUUCUGACUGGUGAGCUACUGCCGGGUCAGAAGGAAGAACGAUUGCAGCGCCUGGCCUUCAAUUCUCGUUACCUGCGCCUCGGUCUCAAGCGACUUGGGCUCAUCGUCUAUGGGAACGACGACUCCCCAGUCAUUCCGUUGAUACUGUAUAAUCCAGGCAAGAUGCCCGCGUUCUCACAGAUGAUGCUCGCCCGCGGGAUCUCGGUGGUGGUGGUUCCGUUCCCCGCCGUUCCGCUCGAGCUGUGUCGAGUGCGAUUUUGUGUUUCUGCGGCGCAUAAUCUGGAGGACCUCAACCGUGUCUUGGCAGCGUGCGAUGAGAUUGGAGACAUUCUAAGGUUGAAGUUUUCCAGUGGCGUUGGGGGUGGGCUGCGCAGUAUAACUAAGCCGUUGUCGGAUGGAAACCCUGUCCCACCGAGGUGGAAACUGGACGACGUAGUACGCUGCGGAGCACAAGACGUACAGCAGCCCCUGUAUUGA
Aspergillus aculeatinus CBS 121060 is the source of this 1146-nucleotide messenger RNA. RefSeq names its product PLP-dependent transferase. Gene Ontology annotation, molecular function: pyridoxal phosphate binding; serine C-palmitoyltransferase activity. Gene Ontology annotation, cellular component: serine palmitoyltransferase complex. Gene Ontology annotation, biological process: ceramide biosynthetic process; sphingosine biosynthetic process. Bases 1 to 1146 code for a protein of 381 amino acids. Lineage: Eukaryota; Fungi; Ascomycota; Eurotiomycetes; Eurotiales; Aspergillaceae. The transcript is spliced from 5 exons. The record is from RefSeq and is a predicted model, not a curated record.